AAACUUAAGAUUCUGAAUCUUUCUUUUUCAGGAAAGGAGAAACGACAAAUUAGUAAGCUGAAGAAGUUAAAGAGGAGAAUUUCUGCCAGCUUUGGUCGACUAUCUAUUUCCAAAGAGGAUACAAUACACGAAAGUGAUCAAGAGUCUGAUCCAGGAUUUCAAGGAACAAACGGUUAUUCUGUCUUUGAGAAUUCCACAUCCCCACCAAACCUAGCUCUCCAGAGGUGCAGCUACAAAGAUGACUACAUGGGUCCUAACAGCAUCACCCACCCCGCCAACAGACACCCUGACGGGUAUCACACGCUAGGCCGGCCCGCGGUGGUUCCUCGUAGUUCCAGCAAGAAGCAUGCCCCAGUAAAGCGACACCAUUCCGCGGGGGACAUGCUCGAUGGAUUAGAGAUUGAAUCAGGAGUAGACGGACACAGCAAGCACGAGCGGCCCCGAUCCGAGGGCCACAAAUACAUGAACCAGUUCUCACCCAAGAGGACCUCUAGUUAUGGGGGUAACUCUCCCUUUGGAAGAGCAGAUUCCUACCAGAAGCUAGAACAGCUGGGGGAAGGAUCUUAUGCAACAGUAUUCAAAGGAUUUAGUUCAUUAACCAAUCAAGUGAUAGCAUUGAAGGAAAUCCGCCUACAGCAGGAGGAGGGGGCUCCAUUCACUGCAAUACGAGAAGCCUCUCUCCUACGUGGGUUAAAGCAUGCCAACAUUGUGACCUUACAUGAUAUCAUUCAUACCAAGGAAACUCUGACUUUUGUUUUUGAAUUUGUACAUACAGAUCUUAGUCAAUAUUUAGAAAAACACCCAGGUGGUUUAAAUGCAUUUAAUAUCAAGUUAUUUUUAUUCCAAUUGCUCAGAGGCCUAAACUACUGUCAUCAGCGAAGAAUUUUACACAGAGAUUUGAAACCCCAGAAUCUGCUGAUCAGUGAGUUAGGUGAACUGAAAUUGGCAGACUUUGGUUUAGCCCGAGCCAAAUCGAUUCCUAGCCACACCUACUCCCAUGAGGUGGUGACUCUGUGGUACCGCCCACCUGAUGUCCUGCUGGGCUCCACUAACUACUCCACAUCUCUAGACAUGUGGGGUGUAGGUUGUAUUUUCACAGAAAUGAUCUCUGGCAGUGCCACAUUUCCUGGAAUGAAAGAUGCAUAUGAUCAACUAGAUAAAAUUUUCAGGGUGCUGGGAACCCCCACAGAAAACACUUGGGAGGGAGUGUCUAAAUACCCUCAAUAUGACAUCAAAAAAUUUGUCACAUACCCAAAGUUAUCCUCAUUAACUGAGGCUAUUCCAAAAAUGGCAUUCAUCCCCAAUGCUGAGAGCAUCGCAGUGCAAUUCCUUCAGAUGAUUCCUUCCAGGCGAAUCUCCGCUCACAAAGCCCUGCAUCACGACUACUUCGGAGACCUGCCUCCCAAACUGUUUGAACUUCCUGAUGGUAGGUGUAAUAUAUUUCUAUUUGCUAAAGGAAUAUAUGCUGAAAAUGGCCACAAUCACCCAGCCUUCCCAGAUAAUUCAUGGA
Saccostrea cuccullata (small rock oyster) is the source of this 1510-nucleotide messenger RNA. RefSeq names its product cyclin-dependent kinase 14-like. Gene Ontology annotation, biological process: protein phosphorylation. Gene Ontology annotation, molecular function: ATP binding; cyclin-dependent protein serine/threonine kinase activity; heme binding. The transcript is spliced from 14 exons. Gene Ontology annotation, cellular component: nucleus; cytoplasm; cytosol. The record is from RefSeq and is a predicted model, not a curated record. The annotation marks the transcript as partial. NCBI's taxonomy places the organism in Eukaryota, Metazoa, Mollusca, Bivalvia, Ostreida, Ostreidae.